GUCUGACUCCCCUGCACUAGGAGAUUGCUGCCUUAGUAAAGACUGAGUGUUAUCCUUUGUUUUAGCAAAGGUUUUCACUGGCUGAUUAAUAUACUGCCAUAGGUGCACUUCACAUUAAAAAUAUUAACCUAAGAUCCAAAUUAGUUGUUAAGGAAACUAAUAGGAAGCUUUUUCUCUUAGGUUAUGUCUGAAAUACAGGAAGACCUAUGAUAUAUUUUUCAUUAUGGUUUCUGCCAUGGCUUCUUAAGGAGGGUCUAAUAACCUCUCAGGAGGUGAAUAAUUGGCCACGUGCAUCACGUAUGUUCUGAUCUUUAGAUUAUUUUGACGCACAACUUGAGAUUUAUCUUCCAAAAUUAUGUUCUUGUUAGUUGUAAGACUGGAUCUUCUUGAUGAUGGCAUGAAUGUCCAGUUCUGUUUUGGAUUGCUAAAUGCUUGACUGUGUUAAUGCCUCAUCACUGUAAAUUCCAGAGCUCAACUAAGUUUUAAGAAUAUUUCAGCCUUUAAGGAGUUUGCGUUUCUUACAAAUACAUUUAAUAGACUGUCUCUGUGCUCUUGCAUUGAUUUAAUUCAAAAUAGAAAAAUUAAUGGUAAUUCCAUUUCAAUCAAAGUUCAGUAUUUCUUCAGUCAGGAGGGAGAUGUCUGUCUUCCAAGGAAGGAGGAAGGCAGCAAGAGGAAGAAAUAAACAGUGUCAAACCUAAGAGUUAAAACAUCUUUUGUAUUUGAAAGAAGUUGAGUCUGAUUUUAAAUUUUAUAUGAUAUAUUCACUUCCAGAUACACUGCCAAAUGAAUAAGCAGAGGCUUUUCCAGUUUGCACUUUUUUUGUGGCUAUGUGGGUGUCUAAAGUCUGGAAACAGACUUGCUAUCAACGUCUGUGUAUGAGCUUUGGGUUUUCUUCCAUUGUGCUUUGAAAGUGUAAUUUUAGUUGCAUUUAUGUGCACCAUAUGCCACACAUUAGACUGUUGUAAUUAAUUACUCAGAGAAAGAACAAAUAUUUGACUUUGAGUAGAACAAGUAAGAAGAAAUGUCACUUAUCUCCCAUUGACUGAAUAAAUAAAUAAUUGAAUGACAUUGGUUGGUUGAUUUAAAUAGCAGUAAAUAUUGUUUGAAAGGAAGAAAAAAUAUUUUGAGUAAUGUAAAAAAAUAAUUUAAGAAUAUGUAAUGAACAUGUAAUACAAACACUUCAAUUAAAAAUGUGUACCUGAAAAGCUAGGACAUUUAUAAAAUUUCCAACACCUACAACCCCGGGAUAUGGGAGAACCUCAGUAUUCCUCUGUUCUUAGACUGGAAUUCCCAUGUUAUCUCAGGUACCAUGAUUUGGUGUUGACUGCUGGCAGUUGUUUUUGUUGGUGUUUGGUUUUUUUUUCCCCUCUCUGCUGAGGAUCACUAUUGUUUCAAAUUGUUUUUCAGCUGCGGUUCCAAGCUGCCAUCGUUUUGGCUAAUGCUCAGCGCAGCGCAGGGGCCACAGGCAGGAUGGUGCCUCCUGCAGCCCCUGGCACACUCCUCUGUGGGUGAGCGGGGAUGAGGGGGUCUUGGCAUUUCACAGCCUGGGGACACUCUCUGUUUUAUCACAGGCAAUUAAUGGAUGUCUGUCGCUAGAGAACUUAAAUGAAAACGUGAUAGAAACAGCAUCAAAAGCUUUCUGGAAUUCAGUGUAGAACUUCUCCUUUCUGAGCAUCGCAAAAGGGUGGGGUGGGAUGGAGCAAGAAGGCACAGAUCACAAAAUGUUUUUCUUGGCCUGCAUGGUGCUGUUAUCGAUGUCAGUAAAAACGUUCCUGCUGACCGGAGUACAGUUGGCGUAAACCCCUGGCAGGUUGUCUGACCCAAGUGCUCUUCCUCUGGUAUCAGAUGCAAGCAUUUAAUUCCUGGCUCAUGUGUACUUCCCUUAUAGUUUAUUUUUACCAAGUGUUUCCAGCACCGGACGCUGUGGCAGGUCCUGGAGGCAGAAGCAGCUGCUGCUGCUUCCCGGCAGGCUGGGCGCUCCCGGCUCCCUCGCCCCGGCAGCUGACGGGCGCUGCUGUGGUGACGGGGCUCUGGGCACAGCCUUCCAGCGCUCGACAACCGCGUUAAUCCCAUACGCAGCCUGGGACGCUACUGCAAGCAGGAAUCAGGUUUCCUCCUGAGGACAGUGAAUAGCUUUCUGUAAUGCAGGAUGAUUGCAGAGGUCGUAUGUGAUACUUGGUUGUUGCUGUAGCUUAAUUCCGCAAGAGAUUUCACCAUAGCAUUAACUAUUUGUAUUACUCUGAUUGCACUUCUUGCAUAACUUUUUAUUGUGCAUGUUUUGCCCUCUUGUUUUCAUUGUUAAACCGUGACCUCCUGGUCUUGGGUAUUAAUCCUGUCACAAAAGGGUAGUUCUAGCCCAUGUGCAAAUGUGUAUUUAUUCUAUCCCCACCCGUAUACAAGCAUGCAACCAUGAGAAACCAGUAUUUUUAUAUAUGAGUCAUUCAUACACCCGGAUGUGUAACAAAAUUUCACAUCAGAUGAGGCUUUGCUGCAUAUGCACACCUAGAGAAAAUCUGCCCCAGGAGAAAGAGGGACUUGUGUUGCCUUUGGUUGUGUUGCUCCAUGCUGGCGGCAGUCUGCUACGGAGGGGAUGGAUUUUGAGGAGGAGGUAGCCACUCGUGCUCCUGUGGCACAACCGAGAAGAAAAAGGAACCUUUCAGCUCUUUGCUGCUCAUCUCGUGCCUCUUCCGCCAGCCAGACAAGAAGUCCAAAGCCGUCCCAGAGCCCACAGCCCAAUUUGGGUGACCAGACAGAACGUCUCUCUGAAGCGUCUGCAGAUUCCCUAGAGGCCAUGUCGGAGGGCGAUUCUCCAACCCCCUUCUCGAGGGGCAGUCGCACACGGGCCAGUCUUCCCGUGGUGCGAUCAGCAAACCAAACGAAGGAAAGAUCACUGGGUGUUUUGUAUCUUCAGUAUGGAGAUGAAACAAAGCAGUUGAGGAUGCCAAAUGAAAUCACAAGCACAGACACAAUUCGUGCCCUUUUUGUAAGUGCCUUCCCCCAGCAGCUGACAAUGAAAAUGCUGGAAUCACCCAGUGUGGCCAUUUACAUCAAGGAUGAGAGCAGAAACAUAUACUAUGAAUUGUGUGACGUGAGGCAUAUUCAAGACCGAUCUUUCCUUAAAGUUUACAACAAAGAUCCUGCGCAGGCGUUUAAUCACACUUCCAGAGCUGUAAAUGGAGAUAUAAGGAUGCAGAGAGAAAUCGCUUAUACGGGCCGAGAUGGCUCAAGCGCUUCCCGCCCCGGAUCUGCCAUGCAUGCUCCACAUGCAAUGCCCAGCUCUCCACCCUCCACCCCGGUGCCCCACUCCAUGCCUCCCUCUCCAUCCAGGAUUCCCUACGGUGGGGGCCGGCCCAUGGGUGUGCCAGGCAACGCCACCAUCCCCAGGGACCGGCUCUCUAGCGUGCCAGCCUCGCGCUCCAUAUCGCCCAGCCCAAGCGCCAUUUUGGAGAGACGGGACGUGAAGCCAGAUGAGGACAUGAGCAACAAAAGCCUUACCCUGGUCCGAAAUGAAGGUCUCUAUGGUGACCCCUACUUGUUUCAUGAGGGGAGGAUGAGUGUGGCUGCACCCCACUCCGGACACCCCCUCGAUGUCCCCGAUCACAUCAUAGCCUAUCAUCGCAGUGCCAUGAGGUCAUCAAGCACUUACUGCAACCCCUCUAUGCAGCCUGAAAUGCUGGAGCAGUCCUUGUACAGACAAAAGUCACGGAAGUACCCGGAGAGCCACUUGCCCACUCUCAGCUCCAAAACGCCUCCUGCCUCCCCACACAGGGUGGCUGACCUGAGAAUGGUCGAUGUUCAUCCUCACCACAGCGCCCACAUUGCCCCUCACACCAUCCAGCCCGACAGGUCCUCCCCCAGCCGCCAGUCCUUCAAAAAGGAGCCGGGACCACCAGUGUUUGUGGACACGAAAGCACGGAGCAGCCUCGGCAUGGCAGAGGCAGUGCCCUCCCCAGUCGACAAGCAGGCUUUUGGCUAUGGGACACCUGUGAUGCCCAAGGACAAGGAGACAAGAGAGAGGAUACAAGCCAUGGAGAAACAGAUUGCCAGUUUAACUGGUCUUGUUCAGUCUGCGCUUUUUAAAGGGCCAAAUACAAGUAAUAGCAAAGAUGCUUCUAGUGAGAAGAUGAUGUUGAAAAUUGUGUCCAGCAAGAGCAGCAUUGACGCUACAGGUGCUGCUAACAUACCUGGGGGGAAGAAUGCACUGGCACCUGUGGAGUCAGCUGUCACCCAUCACCCUGCUGCAGCUCCAUCAAUGCACAUCAGCCUGCACGGCAUGAAGCGCAACGUGUCGGACCUGCGGCUGCAGCUCCAUCAGAUGAAGCAGCUACAGUUGCAGAACCAGGAGAUGCUGAGGGCAAUGGUGAAGAAAGCAGAGCUGGAAAUCAAUGGCAAAAUGAUUGAAACAGUGAAGAGGCUUGAAGAUCCUGUGCAGCGACAGCGCAACCUGGUGGAACAAGAAAGGCAGAAAUACCUCAACGAGGAAGAAAAGAUCGUAAAGAAGUUAUGUGACCUGGAGGCAUUUGUUGAAGACCUGAAGAGGGACUCCACUGCUUCCAGCAAGACAGUUACACUGAAAGAUGUGGAAGAUGGAGCCUUUCUUUUGCGUCAGGUGGGGGAAGCUGUUGCCACCCUGAAAGGAGAGUUCCCGACAUUGCAGAAUAAAAUGCGUGCGAUCCUCCGGAUUGAGGUAGAAGCCGUGAGGUUCCUAAAGGAAGAACCACACAAGCUUGACAGCUUGCUGAAACGUGUGCGCAGCAUGACCGAUAUCCUUACCAUGCUCAGGAGACAUGUUACAGAAGGACUGCUGAGGGGUGUGGAUCCAUCCCAAGCCGUGCAGUACAUGGAGAAGGCCACUGCAUCUGACGCUCUGAAAAACCAGGAGGAUCCCAAGCACGCCCAGGGACAUGCACAGCAAAACCUCACAGCAAUCACAUCAGAGUCCCAGGUGUCAUCAGUCAAGUCAGAAGUCAUCCCCUUCUCAACAAUGACGGUCCACCAUGUGCAGAGCUCACCUGUUGUCAUCCAUCAGUCUCAGCACUCAUCAGCCCUGGUCAACCAUGUGCAGGGUUCACCCACCGCAGCCAGCCACAGUGAAGGUGUGCCAGACACUGGACACCCCUCGGCCACCCCACCAGCCCCCACACAAGAGCCCGCAACAGGAUCCCAGCCCACACAAGCCACACCAGCACCACAGGUCUCUGUCAAUGGCACCACCAUGCAAAGUCUUUUCAUUGAGGAAAUUCACAGUGCAAGUACCAGAAACCGAGCUGUAUCCAUUGAGAAAGCUGAAAAGAAAUGGGAAGAGAAAAGACAAAACCUUGAUCACUAUAAUGGAAAGGAAUUUGAAAAGCUCUUGGAAGAGGCGCAGGCCAAUAUAAUGAAGUCCAUUCCCAACCUGGAGAUGCCUCCCCAGCCAGCAGCCCCACCUAAAGGUGAUGCAGUGGAAAAGCUGGAAGUCUCAGAAGAAGUUCUUGAUGGAGAACAGGAUAGUGACAAACUGACCAAGUCUCCACCUCCUCCACCUCCACGGCGCAGUUACCUGCCAGGUUCAGGACUAACCACAACGAGAUCAGGAGAUGUCGUCUAUGCAGCCAGGAAAGAGGCUGCUGCUGUCAAGGAAUGCAGUGAAGAUGCUGGGCAAAUAGCACAAUCCAAAGUCCAUAAAGAGGAUCAGGCAUUGCCUCGGAGCACAGGGCAUGCUGUAGCAUCAGCUGCAAAAGAUGAAGAGGAGGAGGAAGGGGAUAAAAUAAUGGCAGAAUUACAGGCUUUCCAGAAGUGCUCUUUUAUGGAUGUAAACUCAAACAGUCAUGCUGAGCAGUCCAGAAAUGAUACACAUGUUAAAGACAUAAGGCCUGGGACUUUAAUGCAUCACAAGGAAAAGAAGGUGUAUGGGGCUACAACAGGAUCUCCCACAGAUAGUGACCACCCAAAAGAGAAGAGGGAAGGGAAAACUGAAGAAGAAUUGGGUUCUGAUUCAUCCAGCACAGCAGACAGUAGAAUUGGCUUUUCAAUGAAUGACAAUCCUACAUUUAGCAAGGGGUUGUUUGUAGACAGUAGAGACUAUUCUAAGAAAAACCUCCAGAAUAUGAGCGCAAACCUGUCUGGUGUCAGUUUGUCAGAGGAUGACAAACGAAGAGGGGCUCAAGAUGUUUUAGGGUCCCGUUUUCCAGCUGUUGAAACUGGAAAACAAAAGCCAAACUACGAACUCUCACUAGACGCGCGGCAGGGCCUGCCGCACGGGGAAACCUUGCAGGGCGUGGGCAGGCACGUCCCCCUCAGCGGCGUUGUCCCCAUCCCGAGGCACACGCAGGAGGCUGCGGGGCCUCAGCCGUCCUCGCAGGAGCAAGAAACUUCAGCUGUCAACUGCGAUCAGGUUGUGUUGAGACCCAGAGUGUCCAGAAGUAACAGUGUGAGCAGCACCGAAGAGUCAGACUCUCCAGCUAGCUCUCCAAGUGAAGACAGCCCACCCACAGAAAACAUCGCCUUCAUGAUUACUAGAACAGCUGUCCAGGUCCUCUCGAGUGGGGAAGUUCACGACAUAGUCAGCCAGAAAGGUGGAGAUGUGCAAACAGUGAACAUCGAUGCGAGGAAGGACGUGGUGUCAGAGAAGGGUAUCCCAGAAAACACGGACAGCGAAGAGCCGGUGGUGUGUCUGGACAAAAAACCCGUCAUCAUCAUUUUUGAUGAACCAAUGGAUAUUAGGUCAGCUUAUAAGCGGCUUUCUACAAUUUUUGAGGAAUGUGAUGAGGAGUUGGAGAAAAUGAUGACAGACGAAAAGAUAGAAGAGGAAGAGGAGGAGGAAGAUAAUGAAGUACGUGAGAUUUCUGAGAUCCAGAAGGAAGAGCCAUCAGUAGUUAAUGACAGAAAAGCAGUCACAGACUAUUCAGCAGCUCACGGUCUCAACGAGAAAUGUAUACUUAACCUUCAGUCUUCCUCUGACCCCGUGGAAACCAGCCCUCCUGCAGAAGAGGAAAGCACAAAGACAAAUUUAAACAAAUACCAUCAGAUGUAUGGGCUAAACACAGAAGCAAACUUGGACUCUGCUGACAGACAGGAUUCAAAGAAAAAAUUUAAGUUCAAAUUCCCUAAAAAGCAGCUGGCUGCUCUGACACAGGCAAUACGGACAGGAACCAAGACGGGGAAGAAGACCUUGCAGGUCGUGGUCUAUGAAGAAGAGGAAGAAGAUGGGACCCUGAAGCAGCACAAGGAAGCAAAGAGAUUUGAAAUCACCAGGUCUCAGCCCGAGGACAGUGACAGAAGUCCUUCUGCAAAGCAAGAAGGACCCCCGGGGGCUGCAGUGUCCCUGUCUAGGACUGAUGAGAUUCGACAGAGCACAUACCGAACGUUAGACAGCCUUGAGCAGACUAUAAAGCAGCUGGAAAACACCAUCAGUGAAAUGAGUCCCAGAUCUAUCCCUGACAGCACAUACAGCUCUGAGGGAAGCACUGGCCCCUUCUCUGCCCAGACAGCACCAGGGAGCCCAGCCCGAGAGCUGGCGGUGCUGGACGAGAGCCUGGCUGGCGCAGAGCCCCCUCCGUCAGCCCCGGCCACUUCACGAAAGGGCUCCAGCGCUGCCACCCAGACCAGCCGGAUGCCGGUCCCCGCGGCCUCCAAAGCCAGGCAGGGAAGCACGGACAAAGCAGGCAAACAGCACAAGCUGCAGGAUCCGCGCCAAUACAGACAGGCUAAUGGAAGUGCUAAGAAAGCUGGUGGGGACUGUAAGGCUACUUCCCCUACCCUACCUGCUUCUAAGAUCCCAGCCUUUUCUCCCACUUCUGGGAAAAGCAGCUCAGCACCUGCUUCUAGCGGUGACAGCUCGAACCCUCUGAACCCACCCACUAAAACCUCCAUUCCUUCCUCUAACCUCCUCGCUCCUCAGACAGGUCGCAUCACUUACUCCACCUCCCUCAUCCCCUCUGUCUCUAACGGCUCCUCCAAGUUCCAGAGCCCCCCGACCCCAGGGAAAGGUCACCAUCUCUCCUUCUCACUCCAGACUCAGAACGGCCGGCCCCCCCCUCCUUCCUCCUCCACCUGCCCCCCCCCCUCCGCCUCCCCCAGCUCACUGAACCAAGGUCUGAAGAGCAUCAGGACCAUCCACACCCCUAGCUUCACCAGCUACAAGGCACAGAACGGAAAUGCCGGCAAGUCCACCCCCUCCGCGGCCAAGGAGCCGUGCUAAGGCUCGGCCCAGCACGCCUGCGCCUUCACCAGGGCUUCUUGUUCAGAGAAUCCGCAGCCAAUAUCUUAACCAGGGAAUGUAACCGUUUUGCUGUAUUGCUGGAGGCUUAAUACUAAUCACGUGCUAAAUACCGAGUUACUACACUAGAUUUAGAGUGAAGCUUUUUUGUAAAACCCCGUUGCUGUUGUAAUGAUAAAAGAGCAUUUUUCUUCCUAUGGGCAGCGCCUCUUACAAAAAAGUGUGAAGGUGUGUGAGUGAACCUGCGUGCGUGUGCACAGCCGUGUACUGAGCGUGGGAAAACGUGGUUAACAGUUUAGUAAGUUGUUUUGUAUAAAGCUAUUUUUCAUUAUGGGGACUAGAAGUGAACAGAGAUAUACUAAAGUGUGAGGACACACAACUGUAAAACUGAAACUAAAAUAUUUUUCUUUUAUUUUGGUGUUAUUUAGCUUUGUUACAGAUUUCUAUUUUUGUCAACAAAUGUCAUGGUUCCUUUCGAGAUCUUUUUGCCAAAACAUUUUGAUACUAUUGUAAUGUACAUUUGAAAGUAGUAUGCUGGACACUAAACCUCUGCACAAGAAACAGAACAAGACUGGUCUUAGUGUGUACGAGGCAACUCAACCUAUUGCACUGCCAUUCGGAUUAUAUUUAAGAAUUUGCCAAGCCAAGAAAAAAAUAAAUCGCUUUACACAUAGAGGUAGCUGCUGAUUACUUUUUUUCUUCGCUAAAUCCACCCUUUUUCCUUCAGUUUUACUUUCCGGAGCCCUGGUAACCCAUUAAUGUUGGAUUUUAAAGUGUACACUUCUGUUCUGUAUACUGGCAAACUUUUGUACAUAGCUAUAAAUAUAUAUAAAUAAAUAAAUACUGUAUGUGGCUGUGGGCACAUAGAGUAGUUUUACCACACCAAAGUUAAUUUUUAUGCAUGCUUAAAAAUAUAUAUAUGGGGAAGGGUUGAAAGAGAUGGAUAUCAGUCAAAUAGGAAAAAAGGAAGAAGCUUGCAUAGCUCAUGGUUUUGUAAAUAAAUUUAUUUGUAUAACACCAUAAUGUAAUAUACAGAACUAUGAUAAGCAAAGAUCUUUACAAAAAUAAAGGGCUGCAUGCUUAUAUAUUCA
This is a messenger RNA of Columba livia (rock pigeon), 9288 nucleotides long. Its product is annotated as KIAA1217 ortholog. Lineage: Eukaryota; Metazoa; Chordata; Aves; Columbiformes; Columbidae. The coding region runs from base 2591 to 8179 and encodes 1862 amino acids. Gene Ontology annotation, cellular component: cytoplasm. The record is from RefSeq and is a predicted model, not a curated record. The transcript has 19 exons.